AAAACUAGUUUCUUAAUACAAAAAACCUUUUCCCCAGGACGUGUGAUCCCCGGAGCUCAGCCCGAAGAAGGUUCUCUCCAAGUCUCCGGCUCCUACUCCUACAUCGGUGAUGAUGGAGUCACCUACACCGUGACGUACACAGCUGAUGAGAACGGGUACAGAGCUGAAGGCGCCCACCUGCCGACCCCACCACCAAUCCCAGAGGAGAUUCUCAAGAGCCUGCAGCUCACUGACAGGUCUCAAGGACAAUACGACAGCAAUAAGAGCAGCUACGAUGCCGACGCGGGCUACUAAAAUUAUACAACAUACUAACAACCUUCUUCUUACAAAUAAGUCAUGGACUUUAAAAGGCACUUUUAUGACAAAUAUUCAA
Trichoplusia ni (cabbage looper) is the source of this 373-nucleotide messenger RNA. RefSeq names its product cuticle protein 2-like. The transcript has 2 exons. Lineage: Eukaryota; Metazoa; Arthropoda; Insecta; Lepidoptera; Noctuidae. Gene Ontology annotation, cellular component: chitin-based extracellular matrix. The record is from RefSeq and is a predicted model, not a curated record. The annotation marks the transcript as partial. Gene Ontology annotation, molecular function: structural constituent of chitin-based larval cuticle.